Molecule: messenger RNA, 777 nt
Organism: Vairimorpha ceranae
Lineage: Eukaryota; Fungi; Microsporidia; Nosematidae
Product: dhhc-type zinc finger domain-containing protein
Exons: 1
Coding region: 1-777 (258 amino acids)
Biological process (GO): peptidyl-L-cysteine S-palmitoylation; protein targeting to membrane
Cellular component (GO): endoplasmic reticulum; Golgi apparatus
Molecular function (GO): protein-cysteine S-palmitoyltransferase activity
Source: RefSeq, a predicted model, not a curated record
AUGUCACUACAAAAAAAUUACAGAAACAUUUGGAUUUAUUUAUUACAUCUUUUGAUAUACUCACUAGAUAUACAAUAUAUCAUAUUAAGCAAAUCGUCGCUACUACAACAUAAUUUUAUGCUUUUUAUUAUGAUUAUUAAUUUAUUGGCUUUAAUUAAGUUAUGUUUUGUAAAUCCAGGUUACGUGUUCAAAAAAUUUAAAAAUUUAAAUCAAGAAAGUGUUGUAAAAUUUACCAAAAAUACAGAAAGAAAAAUUUAUUUUAACGAUAAUCGGUGGCUUUUAUUGAUAAAAAUACAGGACCAAGAAAAAAUUUAUAAAUACUGUGAAGAAUGUAAUAUUUUUAAAGUAGAAAAAAUAAGUCACUGCAGAGAAUGUAAUUGUUGUGUUCAUGAAAUGGACCAUCACUGUUUCUGGUUAAGAAGGUGCGUUGCAAGAAAUACUAUUAAGUAUUUUUAUUUCUAUAUAUUCUCUAUAACAUUUUUUUUACACUAUUUAAUGCUUACUUUUAAAACUGUUAUAGUUCUUAUUGAUACAUCAAAAAGUAUUAUAUUUAAAUUAAUAUUUUGUUUAUCGGGAAUAUGUUUUAUUUUCACUUUGUUUAUUUAUAUGCUUUUAUGUAUUUAUUCUAUAUAUUACAUUUAUUUAGCAUUAACGAAUAUUUCAUCAAGAGAAUUUAUAAAAAAUAUAAUAAGAUAUAGAAAAAUAGAUAUUAAACAAUGUAUAUUAAGAAUAUUCCAAAACCAGAAACAAAUUAUAUGUGAACCAGUACAAAUUUAG